AUGACUUCAGAACCAGCACCAGACGCCGACCCCAGUAGGAGAGCCCUGAAAAAGCCGUGUCCGUUCAGCAUCGAGGACAUCCUCUCCAGCCCUGUGGAGAAGAGCCCCCAGGUCUUGGUCCCACUGUGCCUACGGAGCAUCUUAGACUGCACACCCAAAGGGCUGUGUGAGCUGGAGACCAUCCCAGCCAGCUCCCUGCAGGAGGAAGAGGAGGAGGAGGAGGAAGAGGAAGAGCUGGAAGGGGCAGGCUGUGGCUGCUGCUGCUGUUCUCACACAAGCACCCGCUCCCUGCAGGACUCGCCGGCUUGGCUGGAUGCCCGGUUCCCCUGGCCCAUGAGGCUCUUCCACUCGGCAGUCAGGGUCUGCAAGAGUCCCCAGGAGAACCCCAGCGAGCUGCAGACUUUCCACCAGAUCCAGCGCCGGACGCGCCGGCACCGCACCAUCUUCACCGAGGAGCAGCUGCAGGCCCUGGAGACGCUUUUCCACCAGAACCAGUACCCGGAUGUCGUCACCCGGGAGCACCUGGCAAACCGCAUCCACCUGAAGGAGGAGAGGGUAGAGGUUUGGUUUAAAAAUCGUCGGGCGAAGUGGCGGCACCAGAAGAGGGCGAGCACCUCAGCACUGAUCCUGCAGGGCACCAAGCAGCCCCCUGAGGAGAGCUGUUAG
Molecule: messenger RNA, 666 nt
Organism: Lepidothrix coronata (blue-crowned manakin)
Lineage: Eukaryota; Metazoa; Chordata; Aves; Passeriformes; Pipridae
Gene: GSC2
Product: goosecoid homeobox 2
Exons: 3
Coding region: 1-666 (221 amino acids)
Biological process (GO): regulation of transcription by RNA polymerase II
Cellular component (GO): nucleus
Molecular function (GO): RNA polymerase II cis-regulatory region sequence-specific DNA binding; DNA-binding transcription factor activity, RNA polymerase II-specific
Source: RefSeq, a predicted model, not a curated record